CAGCUUUUUCGUAUACGGUCAAUGGUUGUAGCCAUAGACUGUAUGCUUCACUUUUAUUUUGAAAGUACAAAUCGGAAACUUGUUUUGUGACGUCAUUGAGUUGACUUCGUAAGGACAGCAGGUCAGCGAUGGCCAACCUUGGCAUCAAACCAGGAGACCGAGUGCUGCUGGUGUGGGCGGAGCCAUCAGGACCUGCAGCCCUGAAAGCGUACGCAGAGGAAGUGGGGGCUGCUGUGGGUGCAGAGGGAAAAGUGUCGGUGGAAAACAUGGAGAUGCUGAUGAUUUCUGAAACCAGCAUGUCUGACCGGGUUCUGUUCCUGGCAGCCUCUCACCCCGUGUCCACCUAUGACUGGCUGCUCUCCGGCCUUCUGGCUGACAGCUCUUCCAUCCACAGCCCAGAGACUCUCGCAGAGAUGAUCAGAGUUCUCAAACCCGGAGGGAGGCUGGUCCUGGAAGAACCGGUUACAGCGACAGAAGCACAGAGUGUGAGGACUGCAGAGAAGCUGAUGUCGGCGCUGAAACUGUCUGGUUUCAUGUCAGUGACUGAGGUCAGUCGAUCUGAGCUCUCUGCUGCCGCGCUGAGCUCUCUCAGGGAGACCUCUGGUUACCAUGGAGACGGCGUGUCCCGAGUCCGGAUGAACGCCUGCAAACCCGACUACGAGGUGGGAGCGUCCAGCCAGAUCAAGCUGUCCUUCGGGAAGAAGAGCUCAAACGCAGAGAAACCUGCGCUGGACCCAAACACGGUGAAGAUGUGGACGCUGUCGGCCAGCGACAUGAACGACGACGACGUGGAUCUGUUGGACUCUGAUGCUCUGCUGGACGACGAUGACCUGAAGAAACCUGAUCCGGCGUCUUUAAAAGCUGCAGGCUGCGGGGAAGGAGGAGCCAAGAAAAAGAAAGCCUGCAAGAACUGCACAUGCGGCCUGGCAGAGGAGCUGGAGAGUAACGCCAAGCAGAAAGCCGAGCUGCCAAAGUCUGCCUGUGGAAGUUGUUACCUGGGCGACGCCUUCAGGUGCGCCAGCUGCCCGUACCUGGGGAUGCCAGCAUUCAAACCCGGAGAGAAGAUCGUCCUUGAUGACAACUCGCUGACGGACGCUUGAGUCUGUGGAGGCGCCGCUUCUCCUCCACACAUUCCCGUUUCUAUGGAAACCAGUCCACACUCAGAGACGACAGCAAGAUCUUCAUCUUCAUCCCUGUGAGGCGGAUCUGAUCUUACGGAUCACAUGAUCCACGGAGGAUAAAUUGGCUGAUGAGAGAGAGUGUCACUCAGACCAAAGCUCAGCGUUCCAGAAAGUUUCUUCCCGUUUACGUUUGUGUCUUCAUGAAACAUCACAGCAUCUGCAUUUCAUCUGGAUGAUGAUCCAUGUUUUACAAUAAACCAGAGAGGCUCAGUUUGAA
This is a messenger RNA of Oryzias melastigma (Indian medaka), 1398 nucleotides long. RefSeq names its product cytokine induced apoptosis inhibitor 1 (gene ciapin1). Lineage: Eukaryota; Metazoa; Chordata; Actinopteri; Beloniformes; Adrianichthyidae. The record is from RefSeq and is a predicted model, not a curated record. Gene Ontology annotation, molecular function: iron-sulfur cluster binding. Gene Ontology annotation, cellular component: cytoplasm. Gene Ontology annotation, biological process: iron-sulfur cluster assembly. Bases 129 to 1100 code for a protein of 323 amino acids. The transcript is spliced from 9 exons.